AUGUGGAAGCCACAGAAGUUUAAAGCUAUAUACCUGAUGGCCACACUUUAUGUGAUGACACUGACACUCCCAUCGGCGGUAGCCGUUUAUUGGGCGUUCGGAGACACGCUUCUCGAUCACUCAAAUGCUUUCUCGCUUCUCCCGAGAAAUCCCUUCAGAGACAUGGCCGUCAUUUUAAUGCUCAUCCACCAGUAUGUUCAUGUUUGUGAUGUGUUGCAGUUUAUAACGUUUGGAUUUGCAUGCACUCCACUGUACUUUGUAUGGGAGAAAACAAUUGGGAUGCAUGAGUGCAAGAGCUUAUGCAAGAGAGCGGCAGCGAGGUUGCCGGUGGUGAUUCCUUUUUGGUUUUUGGCCAUCAUUUUCCCGUUCUUCGGACCAAUUAACUCCACUGUCGGAUCCCUCCUUGUUAGCUUCACUGUCUACAUCAUCCCUGCACUUGCCCACAUUUUAACCUUUAGAUCAGCCACUGCCCGCGAGAAUGCGGUGGACCAACCGCCUAAGUACUUCGGAAGAUGGGUGGGGACGUUCACGAUAAACGUUUUCAUCGUGGUGUGGGUCCUGAUUGUCGGGUUCGGAUUCGGUGGGUGGGCAAGCAUGAUCAAUUUCGUAGACCAGAUCGACACAUUUGGACUGUUCACGAAGUGUUAUCAAUGUCCAGCACCAGCAGUGGCAGCUUCUUCACCACCAUCGUCUCAAGGCCUCAAGGCCACCGCGGCUGCUCCUCUACACCACCACCCAUUCAACCACACUCGUCACCCCUGAUUUACGCCACAGCCGGAUCGAAUAUGUCGUUUGUCACGGUUGCACGCUUUGGUUAAUCUUUGUUACUUUAGGAGUGACAGAGAAGACU
Molecule: messenger RNA, 850 nt
Organism: Hibiscus syriacus
Lineage: Eukaryota; Viridiplantae; Streptophyta; Magnoliopsida; Malvales; Malvaceae
Product: auxin transporter-like protein 5
Exons: 3
Coding region: 1-762 (253 amino acids)
Cellular component (GO): plasma membrane
Source: RefSeq, a predicted model, not a curated record